This is a messenger RNA of Populus nigra (black poplar), 2084 nucleotides long. Its product is annotated as putative indole-3-acetic acid-amido synthetase GH3.9. Lineage: Eukaryota; Viridiplantae; Streptophyta; Magnoliopsida; Malpighiales; Salicaceae. Gene Ontology annotation, cellular component: cytoplasm. Bases 105 to 1895 code for a protein of 596 amino acids. The record is from RefSeq and is a predicted model, not a curated record. The transcript has 4 exons. Gene Ontology annotation, molecular function: acid-amino acid ligase activity.
ACAUCCUAGACUUCCUUAAUUUCUUAUUAUAUAUAGACCCACUGGUUUCAGCACCUAUUCAACAACAACUAUAGUCCUUGUAUCACUCCUCUUCUAUUUUUAUCAUGGAUGGAAAGAAAUUGGAGUACAAAGGUUGGGUUGCGUUGAAAGAAAUUGAGAGGCUUACAGAGAAGGCUGAUGAAGUUCAGGAAACUAUACUGAAAGCGAUCUUAAUGCAAAAUGGGGAAACUGAGUAUUUGAGUAAGUACAUGAAGGGGUCAAAGGACGUAGACGAGUUUAAGUUCCAUGUCCCUGUCAUUACUUACAAGGAUGUCUGUCCUUAUAUCCAAAGGAUUGCUACUGGAGAAGACUCUUCUCUGGUCACCGGUCAUCCUGUUACUGAGAUGUUAUGCAGUUCAGGGACUUCUGCAGGAGAGCCUAAGUUAAUGCCAUCAAUAGCAGAAGAUCUAAAUCGCCGAACCUUUGUAUAUAACCUCAUCAUGCCGAUAAUGAACCAGUACAUCUCUGGUCUUGAUGAGGGCAAAGCAAUGUUCCUGUACUUUAUCAAGGCGGAAAUGUCUACUCCCUGUGGCUUACCAGCUCGAACUGUGCUAACUAGUUACUACAAAAGCAAACACUUCAAGUGCCGAACCCGUGAUGCAUUCAAUGAUUUCACUAGCCCGGACCAAGCCAUCCUAUGCAAGGAUAGCAACCAGAGCAUGUAUUGCCAGUUGCUAUCUGGUCUAGUUCACCGUCAUCAAGUCCUAAGGCUUGGAGCAGUGUUUGCGUCAGCUUUUCUUCGAGCCAUUUCAUUUCUUGAGCGCAACUGGGGUCGCCUAUGCAAUGAUAUACGCAGUGGUGACUUAGAUCCUACCAUCACAGAUCCUGAAUGUCGUUCAUGCAUGUCAAUGUUACUAACAUCACCGAAUCCUUCUCUUGCGGAUGAAAUUGAGGAUAUUUGUAGCAAUACAUCAUGGAAGGGAAUUUUAUGUCACCUUUGGCCCAGAGCUAAGUACAUUGAGGCGGUGGUGACUGGGUCUAUGGCACAAUAUAUACCAUCACUGGAGUAUUAUAGUGAAGGGAAGUUGCCCUUGGUGUGUACAAUGUAUGCAUCCUCAGAGUGUUAUUUCGGUGUCAAUUUGAAACCUUUAUGCGAUCCUGCAGACGUGGCUUUUACCCUCUUGCCUAACAUGUGUUAUUUUGAGUUUAUACAUCUGGGAGAGAAUGGGACCUGGUUAGUGAACAAAGAUGAGGAAGGAGAAGUGCCCAAUGAUAAGCUUGUCAAUUUGGUGAAUGUUAGACUCGGCUCCUACUAUGAGUUGGUGGUUACUACCUUUGCUGGGCUAUAUCGUUAUCGUAUAGGCGAUGUACUCCGAGUGACAGGAUUUCACAAUAAAGCCCCGCAAUUUCAAUUCAUUUGUAGGAGAAAUGUCGUUCUCAGCAUUGACAAUGACAAAACUAACGAGGAAGAUCUUCACAAGAGCAUCACAGCUGCGAAGAAAUUACUGGAACCCUAUGAUGCCCUCCUCGUGGAAUACACUAGCUAUGCAGACACAUCGUCUGUACCAGGGCACUAUGUGCUGUAUUGGGAAAUUCUCCAUGAUGCAUCAUUCCCAGACUCUUCAGCCCAACUUGAUGUCAAACUACUCCAAGAAUGUUGCAUUAGUGUAGAAGAAAAACUUGAUUAUGUGUACAGGCGAUGCCGUGCUCACGACAAGUCUGUAGGACCACUGGAGAUACGUGUGGUGGAGUCUGGCACAUUUGAGGCACUAAUGGAUUUUUUCAUUGGCCAAGGGGCAUCAAUCAAUCAGUAUAAAACACCAAGGAGCAUCAAGUCGAAUGCUGCUCUUAAGUUACUUAAUUCCCAUGUUAAGGCAUCAGCUUUUAGUCCAAGAGAUCCUGCUUGGAUCCCUUGAUUCUGUUGAUCAAACUUGAAGCCUUUUCUCCUGAUCGUUCCUCGAUACUUCCACUACUAGUCAAAGCAGAUCUAAAGGGCUAAUCAACAGCAAUGUGGAAUGCCCUGAACCAUUAUAUAUGUACCUAAAAUGUGCUGCUUGUGAUCCUUUCUGGUUUUCUGGGAAAUUUAAUCUUUGAUUAUUAUGAGA